AUGAUUUUUGGUAUUUUAGGUUUAAUUGGUGCUAAACCAAAAUAUUUUUUAGCAAAAGAACGUUUAUAUGGAUCAGUAUUAUUUAUAUUAGGGACUGUUUUAAUGAUUUUUAAAUUUUUACUAGGUGGUAUGAUAUUGGAACUAAUAGGUUUAAUUUUAAUAUUCAGAUCAUCAUUUCCUGAUAUUAAAUCAGUUGUAAGUAAUUACUUAUUAGGAAGACCAUUUUACAAAAUAAAAUAA
Hepatospora eriocheir is the source of this 240-nucleotide messenger RNA. The record is from the annotation of a GenBank genome assembly. NCBI's taxonomy places the organism in Eukaryota, Fungi, Microsporidia, Hepatosporidae.